AUGGUUUUUGAAACGAUACAGCCGGGUCCUCCGGAUCCGAUGAACCUGCUCAAGACAACCGCCGACGCAGACACCAGUCCGGACAAGGUUGAUCUUGGAGUCGGAAUCUACCGGAACGAAGAGGGAAACUAUCAGGAGCUGGCGUCCGUGAGGGAGGCCAAGGUGCGACUACUACAGAAUGAUCCUGGGCAUGAUUAUGAAUGCACAACCGGCAACGUGGACUUCAUCAGACAUGCAGCCGGCGUCAUGUUCGGCCGGGACAGCGACCUCGUCGCCGGCGGCAAGAUCGCCUCUGUGCAGACCAUAUCCGGCACCGGGGCGGUGCACCUGGCAGCGCAGUUCAUCUCGCGCUUCGUCAAGCCCUCGCCGACCGUCUACGUCGGCACGCCGACCUGGGGCAACUACCGGCCGCUGUGCGAGCUGGUGGGGCUGCGGGUGGUCGAGUUCGAGCAGUACGACGCCGGGCGGCGCGCGCUCGACUUCCCCGCCGUCCUGGCCGCCGUCCGCUCCGCCCCGCGCGGGAGCGUCUUCGUCCUGCAGGCCUGCUGCCACAACCCGACGGGCAUGGACCCGACGCGCGCCCAGUGGGACGAGCUGCGGGCCGCCGUGCGCGACAUGGGCCACUUCCCCGUCUUUGACAAUGCGUACCAGGGCCUCGGGGACGGCCUGGACGAGGACGCGUACGCGGUGCGGUCCUGGGCCGCCGAUGGCAUCGAGAUGUUUGUCUGCCAGUCCUUCAGCAAGAACUUUGCCCUGUACGGGGAGCGGUGCGGCGUCCUGCAUGCCUUCUGCCCGGCCGGCGCCGGCGCGGCCCGCAACGUCCACGAUCAGCUGAGGUGCCUGAUCCGCUGGGAGUUUUCGUCCUCGCCGGCCUAUGGGUCGAGGCUGGUGCGUGGGAUCCUGGGUUCUGAAGAGCUCAGGGUGAAAUGGGAAAAUGAACUCUCUGCCAUGCGGAAAAGACUAAAGGGUAACCGCGAGCUUCUAUUCAAACUUCUGACUGAGGAAUACAAGACGCCUGGAAACUGGCAACACAUACUCGAGGAGAAAGGCCUCUUCUCCUACCUCCGACUAAGCCCCGCCCAGUGUCGAGCUCUGGUCGACAAGCAUCAUAUAUAUCUUCCUACCAACGGCCGCAUAAACAUAUCUGGGCUGAACGAUGCAAACGCGAAAAAGGUUGCCUGCAAAAUAGACGAGGUUAUACGGGAUACCCAGUAG
Pyricularia pennisetigena is the source of this 1215-nucleotide messenger RNA. RefSeq lists its product as uncharacterized. Gene Ontology annotation, molecular function: pyridoxal phosphate binding; L-aspartate:2-oxoglutarate transaminase activity. Gene Ontology annotation, biological process: biosynthetic process; amino acid metabolic process. The coding region runs from base 1 to 1215 and encodes 404 amino acids. The transcript is spliced from 4 exons. The record is from RefSeq and is a predicted model, not a curated record. NCBI's taxonomy places the organism in Eukaryota, Fungi, Ascomycota, Sordariomycetes, Magnaporthales, Pyriculariaceae.